AGUCGCGUGAUUGCGUUUAGAUAGUAUUUUGUUUUCUUGCCUGGUGACCUUUGUCUCACUGACCUUUGUCUCACUGACCUUGUGCCGCUUCCCAUUUAACUGAAUAUCACGUGACAGUGAUCACAUUUCCCUCGCCGACGGGAGUGAAGAUCACCAUGGCAACCAGGUGGGGUAUCAUCAGCGCCGGGGGAAUAAGCAGCAAGUUCGUUUCGGCUUUGGUCAAACAGAACCCGAAUGAACACAAGGUCGUAGCCAUUGCAGCGAGAUCCAAGGAAAAGGCCCAAGCUUUUGCAGACAAAUUCAGCAUCCAAACAGCAUAUGGGAGCUACGAAGAAUUUGUUCAAAACCCAGAUGUUGAGGUCGUGUACAUCGGUUCGAUUCACCCAGAACAUCACAAACUGAGUGUUCUGUGUCUGAAUGCUGGGAAACAUGUUCUGUGUGAGAAACCCGUUACUAUGACAGUGGCGGCAGCUAAAGAAUUGUUCGCCCUCGCCAAAGAGAAGAAGCUCUUCUUCAUGGAGGGGUUCUGGACCAGAACCUUCCCUGUCUUCGACCAAGUUCGCCGGGAACUGGAAUCUGGAACGCUGGGGGAUAUCAAGAUGGUGACUGCCAAGUUCUGCGUCAACAAUUAUAGCAACGAAAGAAUUCACAAAAAGGAGCUUGGAGGAGGUGGGCUGCUCGAUCUUGGCUGCUACACCGUCAUGUUUGCUGAUUUUGUGUUCAAUGAAAAACCAGAGAAGAUUAGCGUUGAAGGCCAGCUUUCCGAGAGUGGAGUCGACAUCGGGGCUGCAAUCACUCUCAGGUUCAGUGGGGGUCGUAUCGCAAGCCUAGUGUACAACACCACCACGAAGCAUGGCGACAACGCAGCAACCAUACUUGGAAGUGAAGGAAGCAUCAGGAUCGAGCCACCAUUUUGGGCACCGACAAAGCUGUCCUCUCCAAUGGGAACAUUUGAUUUCAAGGAAAAUCUUGGCUUUCAAUACGAACAACGCUGUGUCAGAGAGUGUUUACAGAAAGGCCUGUUGGAGUGUCCCCUGAUCACCCACGAGAACAGCCUCAACAUCAUGGGAGUGAUCGAGACAGUGCUCAACGAACUUGGCGUCAAAUACGAUUUCCCGUACACAGUGUAAACCUUACAAUAUGUUCGGAUGUUCCAGAGGAUAAGAAUGUAUUGAAUCCGUGUUUUGUAUAAUUAUACCAAUAAAGGUUUAAUAACGGUGGAAA
Messenger RNA from Haliotis rufescens (red abalone), 1224 nucleotides. Its product is annotated as trans-1,2-dihydrobenzene-1,2-diol dehydrogenase-like. The transcript has 8 exons. The coding region runs from base 156 to 1130 and encodes 324 amino acids. The record is from RefSeq and is a predicted model, not a curated record. Lineage: Eukaryota; Metazoa; Mollusca; Gastropoda; Lepetellida; Haliotidae. Gene Ontology annotation, molecular function: nucleotide binding.